AUGGGUGAGCCAAUCCGCGACAAACCUCUGCACGGGGAUCAGAUCCCCGCCGCGCACCUCCAGCCGCCGAUCGCCGUUGUGGGGAUGGGAUGCCGUCUGCCUGGCAACAGCAACUCACCACAAGCCCUCUGGCAGUUCAUCUCCAACGGCUCAGUCGCCGACAACGUCCCUCCGACGAGUCGCUUCCGUUACGCGACGCACUAUGACGGCUCCGGACGCGCGGGAACGACGCCGUCCCCGGGUGCCAUGUUCCUCGGGGACGAGAUCGACAUCGCGGCCUUCGACGCGGCCUUUUUCAACACGAGCCACCAGGAGGCCGGGAGCAUAGACCCUCAACAGCGACAGCUUUUAGAGGUCAUGUACGAAUGCCUCGAGAAUAGCGGCGAGACCCUCGAAAGAAUCCGAGGCGCCAACGUUGGUUGCCUCGUCGCCAACAAUGGCUGCGAGUACGAGAGCGGUACUACGCGCGAUCCGGAGGACCAGAUUCCAGGGCGAAGCACUGGAUGCGGCCGCUCUAUUCUUGCGAACAGGAUUUCUCACUUUUUAGACAUCACGGGACCCAGCAUCGCUAUUGAUACCGCCUGCUCUGGAACUCUGGUCGCCGUCGACAUGGCUUGUCGGUACCUCCAGUUUCAGCAGGCAGAUGCGAUGAUUGUAGCGGGUGCUUUGCUGUACCUCGACCCAUCAGCACAGCAAGACCGCGGUCCCAUGCACGGCGCGCUUUCCACGUCCGGCAGAUGCCACACCUUUGACGCCAGAGCCGAUGGCUACAUGAGGGCCGAAGGCGUCAACGCCGUGUACCUGAAGCGCCUCGACGAUGCGAUCCGCGACGGAGAUCCCAUCCGCGCCGUCAUUCGCGGCAGUGCCACGACGGGCGACGGCCGAACGCCAAGCCUCACACAGCCCAACCCGGACGCGCAGGCAAACGCGAUACGUGCCGCCUACAGGAACGCGGGCAUCACCGACUUCAGCGCGACCGGCUAUGUGGAGUGUCACGGCACGGGCACUCUGGCGGGCGACCCGCUCGAGAUCACCGGUCUCGCUUCGGCCUUUGCGUCAACGCGUCCUGCCGACCAGCCGCUGAUCAUCGGGUCUAUCAAGAGCAACAUUGGGCACUCUGAAUGUGCGGCAGGGCUGUCUGGACUCAUCAAGGCGGUCAUGGCUGUUGAGCGCGGUGUCAUUCCCGGAAACCCGACGUUCAUCACGCCGAAUCCCAAGAUUGAUUUUGAAGGAUCGGGAGUCCGAGCAUCCCGCACAGCCAUGCAAUGGCCGAGCUAUGCGGCCCUGCCACGCCGUGCCAGUGUUAACUCCUUUGGAUUUGGUGGAUCGAACGCGCAUGUUGUUCUUGAAGCAGCGGAAACUUUCAUGCAAGAUGAGGGCUACCGCAAGACGUUCAAGACGUUGCAGGACCAACACAAACCAUACACAAGCAAUCAGAACGUGUCAUGGAAAGACAGACUUCGUCUCUUGACGUUCUCGGCAAAUGACAGGGAAACGUUGCCGAGCAAUGUAAGGGUCGUCUCGGACUAUUUGAGGGAUCCAUGCGUCAAUGCCCAGGUCGACGAUGUCGCGUAUACACUCUCUGAUCGUCGAACGCACCACUUUCAUCGCGGUUUUGUGGUUGCCGAUUCACUGGAUUUCGAUCCCAGUAAAAUCAUCACCGGCAAGCGAAAGGCGCAACCCCCUCGCAUCGGCUUCGUCUUCACCGGGCAAGGCGCCCAAUGGCCUCAGAUGGGCAAGAGCCUGAUCGAGAACAUACCUCUGGCACGCAGCGUCGUUGAUGAGCUCGACUCGGCUCUGCAGACAUUACCGAAUGCUCCCCAAUGGACAUUGCUGGCUGAGCUGACCGAAAUGAGAGAUACAGCGACGCUUCGUUGCCCGGAGUUCUCUCAGCCUCUGGUCACCGCUUUGCAACUCGCCCUGCUUGCUGUUUUGCAAGACUGGGGCAUCGUGGGUCACAAGGUCCUGGGCCAUUCAUCUGGUGAGAUUGCUGCCGCCGUCGCCGCCAAUCUCAUCACACCUGCGGAAGCAAUCAAGACCGCCUACCUCCGUGGGCAAGCUGCAAAGAGGCAGUCUUCUGACGGGAAUUUGGGAAUGAUGGCGGUAGGCGUCUCUGCGUCUGAUGUCGAGAAAUAUUUGAGACCUGACGUCUACGUUGCUUGCUUCAACAGUCCCACGAGUCUGACAUUGUCUGGCCCCGUAUCCACUCUCGAAUCCAUUCGCGAAGACCUUCAGAAUGACGGGCAUUUUGCGCGUCUACUCCAGGUCGACCUGGCCUAUCACUCCCCUUUCAUGCGUGAAGUUGCCGACGGUUAUCACAAGAUGCUCCAGGAGCACUGCCCUCCAUCUGGCAAGCAUCUUAGAGGCAACUCCAUGCUCUCCUCUGUUACGGGACACGCCAUGUCCUCGCGGAUAGGGCCUGAGUACUGGAAAGCCAACAUGGUCAAUCCCGUGCGGUUUGCGGCGCCCGCCGCGGAAAUGCUCUCCGGGCCUGACGCAUGCGACUUUAUCGUUGAAGUCGGCCCCUCUGGGGCGCUGGCUGGUCCCCUGUCGCAAGUAAUCAAGUCUCUGCCCGGUGGUGGGAAGAACAUCCAGUAUGCUGCGGCCGCAAGUCGAGGAUCAGAGACCCUGGCUGCUCUUUUCGAAGUAGCAGGGAAGGUCUGGGCGAGGGGCGGCCCUGUCAAGCUGGCCAAGGUCAAUGCGUAUGACCGCCCUUCCGUCCUUGUUGAUCUGCCAAACUACCAAUGGAAUCACUCCAGGCGGUACUGGCGAGAAGGACUCUCGACGGAGGAGUACCGCCAACGGCCGUUCAUAUCACACGAGCUCCUCGGGUCCAAAGUUCUUUCUACUAGUUGGCAGUUUCCCACAUGGACCAAAGUCAUUCAUCUGUCGGAUUUGCCGUGGCUAAGGGACCAUCGCAUCAACGGCGAAGUCAUCUUCCCAACUGGAGCAUAUGUUGCCAUGGCGGCUGAGGCCAUCCGCCAGUCCAAAUGA
Messenger RNA from Verticillium nonalfalfae, 2994 nucleotides. RefSeq names its product Type I Iterative Polyketide synthase (PKS). The record is from RefSeq and is a predicted model, not a curated record. Gene Ontology annotation, molecular function: fatty acid synthase activity. The transcript has 4 exons. Gene Ontology annotation, biological process: secondary metabolite biosynthetic process; fatty acid biosynthetic process. Bases 1 to 2994 code for a protein of 997 amino acids. NCBI's taxonomy places the organism in Eukaryota, Fungi, Ascomycota, Sordariomycetes, Glomerellales, Plectosphaerellaceae.